Messenger RNA from Camellia sinensis, 495 nucleotides. Lineage: Eukaryota; Viridiplantae; Streptophyta; Magnoliopsida; Ericales; Theaceae. The record is from RefSeq and is a predicted model, not a curated record.
AUGGGAAAAGACCGGGGUCGCUAUACGUACACCAUGAGGUAUUAUCUUGCAGAUGGUAUCUAUCCUCGUUGGGAAACGAUUGUGAAAAGAAUAUCUCAACCUCAAGGUGCAAUGAGACAACUAUUUGCGAUGAUGCAGGAGGCAUGUCGGAAGGAUGUCGAAAGGGCAUUUGGAGUGCUCCAAGCACGAUUUAAUAUUGUCAGAGUUCCAACUAGAGGUUGGAGUGAUGAGGAUCUGUACUACAUCAUGAAGACGUGCAUUAUUUUGCACAAUAUGAUCAUUGAAGAUGAGUGUGAUAUUCCAGCAAAUGAAUGUAGUGCAGCACAACUUGAGACUGAUACCAGUAAUACCUGUUGUCAAGUGUCACGCGAUCCAAAUGAGGAGUAUGCUCAAUUUAUGUUGAAUCGGCAGAGGAUUAGAUCUACUGAAGCCCAUAACGCAAUUCGUAAUGAUCUAAUUGAAGACUUGUGGUCCCGAGUUGGAGAGUUAGAGUAA